CAGAGAGCACAAGCUACUUUUGCCUUCCAGGAGCUAAGCCAGUUGUGAUUUUCUGGAAAGAAAGCUUUCCCAGGAGCUCUGCGGAACUUCUCAAGUCCACUUCAUCCCACUGGGCCCUGUUUUGCCUUUGAAGAAUUAUUGCACUGUGUUUUUAAUGCAGUCUUCUGAUGGAUAUCUGCUGUUUCAAGCAACUACUAUCCCGCUUACUGCUUAGAUAUGCCUACUGUAUUUGCUGAAAGAAGGGGAGACUACUUUGCUCAAAUUCAAAAGGAAUUUUCAGAAAUUCUCCUGGAUUUUUAGCAAGAUUUUAAAGUUGUUUUUGGAGACUAGAUUUCAACCACGCCUGACCCACAAGCCUUCAGCCGGGAGUCAAUUUUUCCUUCUGAUUCAGACUCUGGAAUUUCACAUUUACCUGUAUAGAGUGUUUCUGUGAGUUUUCCCUACCAUCCUUCCCUUCCCUGAAACCUGUAGGAUCUAAAAGCCUAAAAGGAUUUGGGAAGCUGAUAUUGCCUUCCAUGGGGAACUGUCUAAAAUCAGCUCCAGCACUCUUCCUAGAAGGAACCAAGAACUCUUCAUACCAUAUGCUAUUCAUGCCCCCUUGGUUUUGCUCAUCAUGUCUGAAUUUAUCUGGAGGAGGAGGAGGAGGAGGAAGACCUGAUCUGGGGUUCUUAUAAUCUUGUGAAGCUCAAGGCUUUUACAAACACGUGGCAUGAAGAAACGCUGAGACUAAGGGGAGAGGAAAGCCUGGAAGAAGCUCCAGGUAACUCUCCUUUGCUUCUUGUUUGCCCCAUUGACUGCAGUUACACGGAGGGCUAUAAUCCUCAACAAUUUUACCAGUUGUUGGAACCUGCUGGUGGGGUGAGGACACAUUCCUGAGCAGUAUGUGUGGCCAGAGCACACUGCUGCAGCUGGGAGCAUGAGUGUUGGCCCCCAGCUACAGCUGGCAGUCCUCUGGCCUUGGCUGCUAAUGGCUAUGCUGCAGAUACGACUAGGCUACUCAGGACUGGCACUGGUGGCAGCCAUGGAAGCUGAGCGGACUUUGGCCCAGAAGGCAAUAAUUCGGGUAAUUCCUUUCAAGCUGGAACCCCUUACACUGGAAGGAGUCUUUGCUAGCAUCGCAGAGAUCACCCCUGCUGAAGGGAAACUGUUGCAGUUCCAUCCCCUAUCUUUGUGUAAUACCAGCGAGGAUGAACAUACAGUCCCAGGAUUUGUCUCCAUUGUCAAACUGGAAAGGCCUGAGCGGGAUCUCCGGCCAUGCUUGUCAUUGGCCAAUAAGGCAAAACUGGCAGGGGAGAGGGGAGCUCGGGCUGUUCUUUUUGACAUUACGGAUGACCAGAGUGCUGCUGAUCAGCUGAGGAAGCCUCGAGGGCUGAGUCACCCUGUUGUUCUGAUCUGGGGCCACAAUGCUGAACUUCUGAUGAGAGUGGUGAACAAUAACCGUGAAGCCCAUGUGAAGAUUGAGGUGAAGGAAAUGCCAGCUUGGCCAGACUAUGAUGUUUGGAUACUCCUCACCGUUGUGAGCACUGUAUUGGUCAUUGUCAUAAUCUUCUUUGUUCGCACUCGUUGUCAGCCAGGCAGAAAUCAGACAAAUGUGCAGGAAGUGACCCUACAAGCAAUCAACCGGCUGGCCAUACGGCGGUAUCAGGCCCCCCAUCACCAAGCCCCAACAGGGGACUCUGUUAGCACCUGCAGUUCUCCUCCCAUAUGUGCAAUCUGCUUGGAAGAAUUUUGUGAGGGGCAGGAACUACGGAUCAUCACCUGUUCCCAUGAGUUCCAUCGGCAGUGUGUGGACCCUUGGCUCCAGCAGCACCAAACGUGUCCAUUAUGCAUGUUCAACAUUGUUGAUCGGAUUCCCCCUAUUUUACCUAGGCAUUCUCGUGAGGAUCAACACAAUUCUGGAUCUAGACAGAGGCCUCAUUUAUUCCGGCAACGACCAGGGCAUGCCUUGUACCACUUCUCACGGACUGUCCCUCAAAUGCCCCCCAGGAACUGCUCUUCAGUGGGUUCCCAUGGCCACCCUUUCUUCCACUCUCCUGAACUCUCCCAGUUGGAUUUUGGAACUAUGCAUUACUUGCCCUAUAGGCCAAUUGGCUUUGAGCCUUGGUGUGGCCACCAAGCCCCUCUCAGCAGAAGCCUGUUACUUUCUCAGCAUCACCUGGAGUCACCAGUGUGUGAGCCAACCCUGCCCUCUCAUAGGCUGUGUCUGCUUGAACACCAGCCCUCUUGCCAAGGUCUCAGGGCUCCCCUUGCAGCUCAGCUUAAUCAUGCUGUUCCUUUACACCGAGGAAUUCGUCAUGGGAGGCAUCAUCACCACCAUAGUAGUGGUUCUGGAGAGAGUUAUCUUACAGAGCCCAGUGGAUACCUUCCUGAUGGCCCUGGUAGUGACUCCAGUUCAGGCCCUUGCCAUGGCAGCUCCAGUGACUCCAUGUUGAAUUGCACUGACAUCAGCCUUCAGGCUAUCCAUGGCAGUUGCUCUACUUUUCAUAGCUCCCUGAGCAGCGAUUAUGAUCCAUUCGCCUUCUGUGGCUCAGAGAAGUUGACCACAGAGAACAAACAAGAUCCUUCUUCAUCUGGGAGGGAUCCACAGCCUCAUUCAGUAGAUUCAGUGGUAACAGGUAGAGCACAGCUAGCCAGUAAUCAUGUCCACUAUCAUCACCAUCACCACAGGCAUCACCAUUAUGGGCGGAAACCUUCAGACUGUCCAAAUGACAGGUCAAGCCAAGAGUCCAAUCCACGCAAGAUGAAAUAUUCCAGGACAAAGGUGGGAUCACAAAGCACCUCGGUACAAAAAAGGACAGAAAAAAUGCAAUCCCUAGAUCUUUCUUCAGUUAGACAAGGACAUACUGAACUUUAUUUGGCAGAUGGGUCUGAUAUUAGCAUGAAAGCCAGUAGCCAAGCUGGAACUAUUGGACUGUGGGGUACUCAGAAACACCAUGUGCAAAUCCACCCAGGUAGAAGGAGAUGGAAGUGUCCUCUUGAGACUUCUCCUGAGGACUCCAGCAUGACCCCAGAAUGCAGAAUUGCUAGCCAUCCUGUUGGUUCUAGAAACCACUGUUCCCCAGAAAUUCAGCCUCUUUUAGUAAGUGGUUCCUCUGUGCAUAAUUUUGCAGCCUUGCCGGAGGUAUCAAAAUGCUUGACUCCAUGUUUUAUCAUGGAACCCCAGAAAAAGAGAGACAGGCUGGGACAAUUGGACUGUGAACCCACAUUUCCAGAAGAAUGUUCAGAGAUGAAUUCCACAGGAAACAACACAAGCUCUUACCUCAGUAAUCGAGUUCUGCAAAACCUUCAGGGAUCUACAGAAGAUAUCCCCAAUGUGUAUGAACAUUCAGUUUGAUGUGAGGUGAACUUCACUGUCUGACAGCCUAAGAGAAGAGAACUGAUCAGAAACUCAAUGAGAAUGGGCUUUCUUACAAACUCUUCAUGCCUCUUUUAUUGAUGAUGCAGUACUUAAAUCCUUACUAAGUUUUCUGUCCAGACAAUUCAACCCACAAGUGGUCACCUGCCUGUCAGAACCUAACUUAUAUGCCAGUGUCACUUGCAUUUAUUUUUGGAAGCUGCCAUUUGAAGAUGUUUCCAUUUGUUUCAAUAGAGGAUCCUUACUAUUCAUAUUGUUCCUUAAAGAGAGCGGAGUGAGAUCAUUUAAAAUUUCUAGGGGGAAAAAAACCAACCUAAGGUUCAUUGAUAUCUUUUUUCUUAACUGCAAAAUGGAGUUCAGGAACAAUCCUACACUUUCAACCCAUUCCAAGAGCAUAUAUGAUACUAUGCAGGACAUCAAUGCAGUUUGAAAUUAGGCAGAGAAAUAAUUCAAUUCUUCUGCUAAUGUUUUCUUCUGAUGUUCCAGUGGGUGGCCUUGGUUUAAAAUUAAUGUAGUUUGUAAGAUCCAAAGUCUCUUCCCCAUCCCCAACUAAGUGAACAUUGGAGAUCACUCUGGUUCUGUCUCAUAGGAAUGUUGUUAUUGCUCAGUUUGCCAAGAAAUCUAGAAGGUGCGCACCUCCUUCCUUCUGAAUACCAGUCUGCUAUGUCAGAUAGUAGCAUGGGAGAAUUCCAAACCUGCUUCAUGUGAAUUACAGCUAUUGGCCGCACUAAUUGAUACACCUGAUCCUUGAGGAGCAAAAAGACGUAAUAGCGCUAGUUAUUUUAUUUUAGAUCAUUUAGAAAACUGAGUUGAGACAUGGUAGAUUGUAAUAUUUCAAGAUGCCAUAAACUAGCAACUUCUGUUAACUACAGAAACCCAGUUCUUCACACGCAUUUCAGCCCUAGAUUGGCACUGAUAUGGAGGGGAGAGUGCUUUCAGAGGCUGAAUUUGGACCAAGAAUCUCUGUGCCUAGCUCUUUAGAUUGUCAAAAAAUAAACAAACUACCCCCCCCCAAAAAAAACAACAGGGAUGCCCAGACAUUUCCUGGUGACUUUGCCAUAAUAGGCCCAAGAUUUCAGUUCUUCUCAGAGGAGCCCUGAUCAGAGAUUUAAACCCUUCUUUUUCGUCCUCACCCCCAGCAUUCUGCUACUUCACAGCAUACCCCACGUGAAUAUUAUUUCCUCCUCCUCCUCCUCCCUACUACUACUACUCAGUGUCCAAUUGUGAAUAGGUAACAAUUCCAAUCUGAGGACAGUCAUGCUGCACUUUACAUAUGGAAGACAAAGAGCUGAACUUGGUGGAAUUAGAGUUAAUAUUUUCAGGUACCUGUUUUUCUCAAGGCCUUCUUAUUGCUAUGGGUGAAUACAGACAAGCAGUUAGUAACUGGUGUGCAUAAAACACCAUCCUGAGGCAUAAUUGGAUAGCAACUUGCUUACUAAGUUGUUAUACAUGCUGUGAUAAGUUACCAAUUGGUAAAUAUCACCAGUAGUCAAACAUCAAGCUUUGGGAUGUUAAUAUGGUACUGUUGUAAAUGUGCUCUCAUGUGGCAAAAUAGAGAUGUAAUUAUGGAUAUUUUUCUUACUGAACACAUUCUGAACACACUCUGGCAUCUUAUAUUUACUUAUCUGUAGGUACAGAUCAGUCUACAUCCACACUACUGACUUAAAUCUGCCUGAGAAUAAUCAGUAUGCUUACCAAACUAAUGGUCCCUGAAUUCUCUGGGGAGAAACUCUGUCAAUUGAAUUGGCAUAAAGAAUGAUAUAAAUCUGUGCUUUAGAUAUACUCACAAUCUCACUGAAUAUAGAAGAGCAUUAACUCCUGAAGCAUUGCAAAGACAUUCACCCUCUGGGUAAGAUUUUGAAUGGGACAUAAAUGAAAAACUGUAUUCCUCUCUAGAGAACCUGCCAAAGGUUAAAAAGGGAUUACAGGCCUUUUGAGAGGUAAGCAGGGAAACUAAGAGGUGUCUGCUUAUUACUGUCACCUUUCCUCAUAAUGCAUUGCAACUAAUGAAAGUGUACCAAAUUGGCCAGAGAUACAUCUUUAUAAUUUUGUAGGGUUAAUGGAAACACAAGAUAUAUAUUUGGAGUUUAUUAUUUUUUAUUCAUUUCACAUUUGAUAAAAUAAUGUAAGGAAAGUGUAGAUCAGGCUAGACACAG
Molecule: messenger RNA, 5511 nt
Organism: Python bivittatus (Burmese python)
Lineage: Eukaryota; Metazoa; Chordata; Lepidosauria; Squamata; Pythonidae
Gene: RNF43
Product: ring finger protein 43
Source: RefSeq, a predicted model, not a curated record